Uranotaenia lowii is the source of this 1215-nucleotide messenger RNA. Its product is annotated as S-adenosylmethionine mitochondrial carrier protein homolog. The record is from RefSeq and is a predicted model, not a curated record. The coding region runs from base 195 to 1061 and encodes 288 amino acids. Lineage: Eukaryota; Metazoa; Arthropoda; Insecta; Diptera; Culicidae. The transcript has 3 exons. Gene Ontology annotation, biological process: transmembrane transport. Gene Ontology annotation, cellular component: mitochondrial inner membrane. Gene Ontology annotation, molecular function: S-adenosyl-L-methionine transmembrane transporter activity.
UUGCACAAAUUGAUAAAUGGUAUAUAGAGUGUGAAACAGAUGAAACAAACCCUGGGAGCACGUUCAUAUCGCCUAGCGAAAUCUCAAUAAGAACAAAUAUUGCUGUUAAAUUUAUGUUAAAAACUGUUAUCAGCGCAUCUGGAGGCAGAAGACUGCUCUUUCGUCAUGUAACAAUUUUGAUGUAGAUUCCCAAAAUGGCUCUUGAAAGUGAAUCCAUAUCAACCUCCGCAAAUUUUCGAUACUGGUCAUCAUUGAUAUCCGGUGGAGUAGCUGGCUUAGUGGUCGAUAUCGUACUUUUUCCCAUCGACACAAUCAAAACACGCCUCCAAAGUGAGCGAGGUUUUCUUCGAUCCGGUGGAUUUAGAGGUAUCUACAAAGGCUUAGCACCUGCAGCUGCUGGGAGUGCUCCUACUGCUGCGCUUUUCUUCUGCACCUACGAUGGUCUCAAAUCACAUUUAGGUCAACUUGUGACGGAUAAAUCUCAUCAGCCGUAUGUGCACAUGCUGUCGGCAGCAAGUGCAGAAAUAGUAGCGUGUCUCAUACGCGUACCGGUAGAAAUUGCAAAGCAGCGUCGACAAGCACUAUCGCUCAAAUAUAAUGCGUCUUCGGUGGAGAUUUUGUACAAUGCCAUAAAAGCCGAAGGAAUUCGGAGGGGCCUUUAUCGAGGCUUCGGUAGCACGAUCAUGCGUGAAGUACCCUUCUCAUUUAUACAGUUUCCGCUUUGGGAAUACUUCAAACAAAACUGGACCAAUCUUACCGGAACGACACUGACACCGUUUUCGGUAGCAAUAUGUGGUGCAGUUGCCGGAGGUAUAGCUGCCGGGCUGACUACCCCGUUGGACGUUGCAAAGACCCGAAUAAUGCUUGCCGAUGACCGGAGUGAAGUCACGAGGAAAGGAGUGGUCCAGGUUUUAAGAGGAGUUUACAGGGAGCGUGGUUUUCGAGGUUUGUUUGCUGGUUUCGUUCCUCGAGUGUUGUGGAUAACGCUUGGAGGUGCCAUAUUUUUCGGUUUCUACGACCUGACUAGCAGAAUGUUAAGUUCGGAUGAAUCCAUACAAUAAAAUCUGUUUUCCGUAAAGAACUAAUUGUUUAUUAGCGUACUUAAAUCAAUGUUAAGCCAAAGUGUAGCUUUCAGUAAUUAAUGCCUUUUCUUACUCAUAGAUACAAUAGGUAAUAUUCGUAACAAUAAACGCGAGAAAAUAUCACAUAACAUGA